AUGGCCAGCACACUUGACAGACCGCUCCCAUCGCGGGGCAAGCCAUCCGCCUUCCACCUCUCUUCAGACUCCUCCGACGCCGACGCCGAUGACGACGCGCCGCUGCCCUUCCCCGAGGCUCUCCCUCGCUCCGACUUCAUCACACCCGAGUUCGACCCCGCUGCGUACCUCUCCGCGCUGCCGCACCGCCACCAGACGCUCGAGGACCUGCGCGCCGACCUGCGCGACCGCAGCGCCGCCAUCAGCAACGAGCUGCUCGAGCUUGUCAACGCCAACUCGACGACGUUUCUGUCCCUCGGCACCGACCUCCGCGGCGGCGACGACAAGGUCGAGGACGUCCGCGUCGCGCUGCUGGGCUUCCGCCGCGCCGUCGAGGACGUCAAGGCCAAGGUGGUGACGCGCCGCGCCGAGACGGACGAGCUCACGACGGAGCUUCGCGGCGUGCGCAGGGACGUUGAGCUCGGGCGGACCAUGGUCGAGGUCACGGAGCGCCUGGCGUCGCUGGAGGAGAGGCUCGCGCUCAGCAGUGCACCGCCCAAGCCGACGGACGGAGAGGAGCAGGCCGACGACGAGGACGACGAGGACAGCGUGGAAGAGGACGAGGACGAAGACGAGCAAAUGCAAGGACUGGUGGGGAGUACACCGGCUGCGCUGAUGAUGCUGGCGCGGGACUAUAACGCUGCCGAGGCGCUACUGCGGUCGCUUCCAGUGCUGGCCUUUAUAGCAAAGAUGGAGGCGCGCCUGGUCAAGUGCCGGAAAACGUUGCUACUGGACCUUAACACUGCGGUAAAGGAGAGUCGGAGAGCGGGUGCGUCGGCACAGGACAGAGUGCUGAAAUAUCUCGCUAUAUAUAGAAUAUUGGGUGCUCAGGACGAGGCCGUCACGGCCCUCAAAACGAAGUAG
Akanthomyces muscarius is the source of this 903-nucleotide messenger RNA. RefSeq lists its product as uncharacterized. Lineage: Eukaryota; Fungi; Ascomycota; Sordariomycetes; Hypocreales; Cordycipitaceae. Gene Ontology annotation, cellular component: COG complex; membrane. Gene Ontology annotation, biological process: protein transport; intra-Golgi vesicle-mediated transport; Golgi organization. The record is from RefSeq and is a predicted model, not a curated record. The coding region runs from base 1 to 903 and encodes 300 amino acids. The transcript has a single exon.